Messenger RNA from Penicillium verhagenii, 804 nucleotides. RefSeq names its product C6 transcription factor. Lineage: Eukaryota; Fungi; Ascomycota; Eurotiomycetes; Eurotiales; Aspergillaceae. The transcript has a single exon. The record is from RefSeq and is a predicted model, not a curated record. Gene Ontology annotation, biological process: regulation of transcription by RNA polymerase II. Gene Ontology annotation, molecular function: DNA-binding transcription activator activity, RNA polymerase II-specific. The coding region runs from base 1 to 804 and encodes 267 amino acids.
AUGCCAGGGGUCCUACAUGCCAUGCUAGCCGUAUCCGCUUUACACCUGGCACGGAUCGAUCCUUCACGGCGGGCCAGCUGUAUUGCUCAAGCACAUAUUCAUCACCAAACAGCCGUCCAGUCGGUAACGCCCAAUAUACCCUCUCUAGCUACCGAAAAUGGAGUCGGGCUGUUUCUCUUCUCUUCAUUAACCUGUAUCUCUGCUUGCGCCAGCAUUCCCUCCGAGGGAAGCUUUCUUGUCUUAUUUGAGCAUGGUCGUCUUGCCAAUUGGGUCCUUCUAUUCCGCGGCACAAAGACUGUUAUUGACUACAGUAGUCAUGAUUUCAAGGAAGGUAGUUUGGGUCCCAUGUUUGGGAGUUGUGCCCGGUCGGCAGCUGCCCAGGACCCGCAGACGUUUGAACAGGGGCAGAUGUAUACGUGGGAGUUGAAACAAAUGAUUGGUCAUGAGUUUGUGCAAGACCUGCGACGCAGUCGCAUUUACGAAGAUACCAUCAAUGCGCUCACCAGAACCCUAGGUGUGGUUAUGAAACCGGGCGAUGGACCAAGGCUUCAGACAGCAGAUGUAUUCGUGUGGUUGUUGGAAGCUUCGGAUGAGUAUUUGGAGCUAUUGGUGCAAGAGGAGCCGGUCGCACUCAUUAUUUUUGCAUAUUUUUGCGUCGCACUGCGCCAAAUUGAAUGGAUGUGGUGGAUGGAAGGACUGAGUGGCCGACUUAUGACACAACUGCAUUCUGUCAUGGAUGAGAAAUAUCGAGGCUGGCUACGGUGGCCUCAAGACCAGAUAAAUUGGGCUCCCGACUCUAUAUAA